Molecule: messenger RNA, 1182 nt
Organism: Aspergillus brunneoviolaceus CBS 621.78
Lineage: Eukaryota; Fungi; Ascomycota; Eurotiomycetes; Eurotiales; Aspergillaceae
Product: toxin biosynthesis protein
Exons: 5
Coding region: 1-1182 (393 amino acids)
Source: RefSeq, a predicted model, not a curated record
AUGAACUCCCAGUUCAAAAUCAUCGAGCACGCUAUUCCCUGCUCUUGCAUCCGUGAAUACCACCACCAAGUCAAGACAGACAGACCAUUGCAAUUGGAAAGCAAGCAAUACAUCGCACUCAACAACUCCAACCACAGUCAGGAUGGCAUAUCGAUCAUAGCAGGACAUGCGAAUGGGACUCGCAAGGAGUGUUAUGAGCCUCUUUGGGAUGAGCUGAUGACAAGCUUCGAGGGGAAAAACAAGGCUAUCUGGUUCGCGGACUGCUCCAACCAAGGCGCCAGUGGAGUGUUGAACGAAGAUAACUUUGGCGACGAUCCGAACUGGUUUGACCACUCUCGAGAUCUGCUGGGUAUGGUGAACGAUUUCAGUGAUCAGAUCGAGCCUCCAAUCGUGGGAGUUGCACAUAGUUUCAGCUGCUCGCAAUUUGUUCAUCUGUCAAUAAUGCAUCCCCGGCUCUUUCAUUCUCUCAUCUUUCUCGAACCCAUGAUUCAAGUCGAAAGUCCUUGUAAAUUGGGUGGACGAAGUCCGGCUCUCUGGGCCAGCACCCGACCUGAUCUGUGGUCCUCACGGCACGAAGCCGAGAUGUAUAUCCGCAGUGACCCAUUCUGGCGCCGCUGGGAUUCCCGUGUAGUCGAUAGAUAUAUACAAUAUGGCCGUUGUGCUCUCCCGACGGCGCUCUACCUCCUCCACGCCCCAGGAAGACCCCUCCUACCUGAAGCCGUGACUUUGACCACUACCAAAGCGCAGGAAGCCUGGACAUACUUACGCCUCAAUGCAACGCCUGAGAUAGAUAGUGACGACAAGAGUGGUUCUCCUACAAGGACAGAGCGUUUUCUAGGCCCGGACUUAUCCCUCUCUGCCAAGGAAGGCGACAAUAACAACCGGAGUUAUGUGACAAUAUGCCCGUGGUCAUGUAUUGCCUUUGAGCUUCUUCCAUACGUCCGGCCACCGGAUAAGAUGAAUCGAAUUGGGACUGGGCUUGGCGGAGGCAGGCAAGUUCGAGCUGAAGUCUUGCUCGGAACCUCCCACAUGGCACCGCUGGAGAUGGUGCAGGAUACAGCUUGUCUGAUGUCUGGCUGGUUAGAAGUUCAGUUGAAUGCAUACCGCGAGGAAUUGGAGUUUUGGAUGCGCCACGACAGCAAGAAGUCUGAACAGGGUGGAAAGGCUUUAUCGGCCCAAUGA